Cryptotermes secundus is the source of this 2575-nucleotide messenger RNA. RefSeq names its product homeobox protein unplugged. The record is from RefSeq and is a predicted model, not a curated record. Gene Ontology annotation, biological process: regulation of DNA-templated transcription. Lineage: Eukaryota; Metazoa; Arthropoda; Insecta; Blattodea; Kalotermitidae. The transcript is spliced from 3 exons. The coding region runs from base 689 to 2020 and encodes 443 amino acids. Gene Ontology annotation, molecular function: DNA-binding transcription factor activity, RNA polymerase II-specific; sequence-specific double-stranded DNA binding.
AUACAUUGUAGCAAGCCGGGCGAACAAAACACAUGUGCGUGUGGGAACUCAGACAUUAUCUGCGUUAGACGAUAACAAAAACAAAGCGAAGCGACGGUGCUUGUUAGUUUCUUAGUCGUCAGUGACAGAGUUUUGUAUCUACACGCAUUUGUGUUCGUGUGGUGUGGUAAACACAAGCUGUGAAGAAAGUCAUCGCAUUUGAAUAUACUAUCUUGUGUUGUGGUGUCAAAAGUCGUAACUUUCACGUGACAGACUUACCUUGAAGAAGAGUCAGGACAAAUAAAACUCUUUUAACAAAGAUACAUAAAAAUUAAUUCCAAUAUAAUUUGUUUGCUGUGUGACAUAUUUUUUUCUCCUUUUCGGUGUUAUUUCGUGACACAAUUUACUGAGAGGACAUACAGCAAUACAAAUUUACGAAUUAAUACCGGAAAAAUUGUCCCAAAGAAGAUAAUAAUUAGUUUUCUUGACGCGACUGAACAUAUAAGACGUGCGUCAAUAUCAAUUUAUGCGGAAGUUCAUAUUUGUGGUCGUAAUAUCGAAUCUACAGAAAACGUCAGAAUACAGGAAAAACGUCACUAUUAGUGGGUUAACGAUAAUAAUAUCGGAUAAUUAUUAACGAACUUAUAAGAUCUGAAGAUUUAUAAGAUAAUUUACGAUAGUCCUAUAAUAUCACAAGAGUAAUAAUAUUAUGACUUUGGUUAUGGACAGACAUUUCAAUCCACCGCCCCCAAAUUUCGCUACCCAAACUCAAAAUCCAAACACAAACAGUAAUUUAGGGCACCUAUUCACACGGAUGUGCACUGCGGGCGCCUUAAUUCCCGGAGCACAGACGUGUCUACCUACAGCCGCUGCAAUCUCUCCGUCGCUUACAGCGUUCCAAUACGCAUUGCUACUCCAACAUCGCUACCAUAGCUAUGCCAACAAUGGACUGCUACACCAACACAAGACGGCAAUCUCGCAACAGCAACAUACACCAGGAGCUUGUUUCUCUGGCGUUUUUCGGCCCUCCGAAGAACUUAAUGAUACUGGGAGGGGCCGAAGGGACGAUCGAGGACUCAGCAGAGCCGAAAGAGAUACAGAUGGAGUCCUGGCAAGUCCUGAAGACAGGCUGGAUUCGGAGUCGACGUCAGGUCUGGAUGACGUCGUUGGCGGAGGGAAACGCCGUCGGUCGCGGACCAACUUCAACAGCUGGCAGUUGGAGGAACUGGAGCGGGCCUUCCUGGCGAGCCACUACCCGGAUGUGUUCAUGAGGGAGGCGCUCGCAAUGAGACUGGACCUCAAAGAGUCGCGGGUCGCGGUUUGGUUCCAGAACCGGCGCGCCAAGUGGCGGAAGAAGGAACACACGAAGAAAGGGCCAGGGCGCCCUGCGCACAACGCACACCCGCAGACGUGCAGCGGGGAGCCUAUCCCGGAGGAGGAGCUGAUGCGCAAGGAACGAGAGCGACGCGAGAAGAAACUCAUGAAGUCACUUGAGCGACAACAGCGCAAACUGGCAGCAAAGGGAAUCGCAGUCGACAUGGCUACCUUGCGGCGAGAGUGGGAAGCUAAACGAGAAAUGACGUCAACGUCAGCUGGUACUAGCGGAGUAGCUUCCGCUUCUGCUGAUGAUAGUGUUACUACCGGAAGUCCGGGUAGUCAACAUCGUCAAGCAAACAACGAUGAUGAUGAUGAUACAGAUAUAGAUGUUGAAGAUGAUUCAACAAUGGACAAAAAUAUUUGUCACGAAUCAGAAAAUAGAUGUCAAGACGAUAUUAAUGUUACAUCUGAUGAAGAAACUAAUUAUAACAAUAUAAAUUUCACGUCAACAAUGAAGACUAAUAAUGAACAAAGCCUAGCGACAGAACCAGGAUGUGAUGUAAUAACAUCUUAUAGUGACGACUCCAAGCAGAUAUCAGAGGAACUAGCGAUAUCUGGAGAGAGAAUAUCACCAUCUCGAAUAUCCAGGCCUUCCACAGCAAAGAGACCGAACCCAUUUAGCAUAGAAAGUCUUCUCUCUCACGCGGAGGAAUACACGGACUAAUUUUUGUGUCGAUUAUGAAAUUAUUUUAUUGCAUUUUCGUAAUAUUUAUGGAACCUUUCAGUUAUUUUUUUUAUAAUAACUGCAUUAUUACACCAACAUGAACUUGUUGAAAAUUCUGUUUCAGAAAGGAUGUCGCUCUUAAAAUAUAUUGCUCUAAGUUAGAAAAGAAUAAAACAGAUAUUCUAUUAAAAUUCUAGAAUGUUACAAGUACAGAUACCAUAAAAUCACACAGAAUACAUGAAAUUCAUUUCCUGGCCAAACAAAACUUGAAUGUUUAUCAUAUUCACACAAGAAAUAUCCACAACACACUACUGAAGUUGCUAAGAUACCACUGAGACCUGUUUCUUGGUAAUAUUCGUUCAUGGGACUUUCUUUUCUUCCUUUUAUAUUUCGCUAGUGUUACGCCACUAUUUCUACGUAACACAUGCAUUGCGAUAUGCAUUGAUUCUCAUUCUACGGUAUCUGUCAGUGCGCAAGCGCAGUGGCGUAACAACGAUGGUGUGCGCAAACACGUUACUUUGUGGCUUCACGUUUUUUCGUUCUACGCAUGCGUUG